AUGUUUGCCAUAAAAGAAUUCAAACACCAUAGAAUUGAACUUAGAGCUAUUAAAUUGGCCACCAACAACUUUGAUGACAAAAACUACGUCGGGAAAGGUGGAUUCGGGAAGGUGUACAAAGGAGAACUUGUCCAUUCAGAGGUGCGGACCAUGGUUGCUAUAAAACGCUUAGAUCGUGCAUUUGGUCAAGGUGACACGGAGUUUUGGAAGGAGAUCAUGAUGCUUUCCCUUUACAAACAUGAAAAUAUUAUUCCUCUCGUAGGUUUUUGUGAUGAGAAUGAUGAGAAAAUAAUAGUGUACGAGUAUGCAUCCAACAAGAGUCUCGACUUGUACCUAAGCAACACUAAUCUCACAUGGAUUCAACGCCUCAAGAUAUGUGUAGGGGCUGCUCGUGGGUUAGAGUACCUACAUAAUCUGAAGGGCACACAACAUAGAAUAUUACAUCGUGAUAUUAAGAGCUCCAACAUCUUGUUGGAUGAAAACUGGAAAGCCAAGAUUUCAGAUUUUGGUCUUUCCAAGCUUGGCCCCGCAAACCAAGAAUACACAUUUCUUGUGUCCCACGCAGUGGGCACUGUUGGAUAUUGUGAUCCUCUAUAUGCAGAGUCGGGAUUUUUGACAAAAGAAUCAGAUGUCUACUCUUUUGGUGUUGUGUUAUUUGAAGUCCUGUGUGGGAGGUUGUGCAUGAGUUACAAAGAUAAGCAUCAGCCCCUUGUGGGGCUGGCACGGCAAAGCUUUGAACAAAACAGACUCGAUGAAAUUAUUUUUGAUCAUAUAAAGGAACAAAUAAAUUUAGAGUCAUUAAAAGUGUUUGCAUCAAUAGCAUAUAAAUGUUUAAAAAGAGAUCGUGAAGAACGACCAACAAUGACCCAGAUCGUGAAAGAGCUUGAAAUUGCACUUGAAGCCCAGGUUUGGAAGUGA
Helianthus annuus (common sunflower) is the source of this 918-nucleotide messenger RNA. RefSeq names its product receptor-like protein kinase HERK 1. The record is from RefSeq and is a predicted model, not a curated record. The coding region runs from base 1 to 918 and encodes 305 amino acids. Lineage: Eukaryota; Viridiplantae; Streptophyta; Magnoliopsida; Asterales; Asteraceae. The transcript has 2 exons. Gene Ontology annotation, biological process: protein autophosphorylation. Gene Ontology annotation, cellular component: plasmodesma; plasma membrane. Gene Ontology annotation, molecular function: transmembrane receptor protein tyrosine kinase activity; ATP binding.